CCGCCUCGACACAGUGCGUGCCCCUCGGUGCCAACGAAGAUGGACUGGGAGGAUUCCAAGUCGUCAGUGUCUCGGCCGGUGACGACCGGGAGCCGUCCGGUGACCCGAGGAGGGAGGGACGAGACGGCCGACGUCGUCCGCCCGUUCACCCAGCAGACGCUCAUGCAUCAGUCGCGCCCCACGACCUCUCAGGAAUGGGGCGGUGGAGACUGGGAAGACGGAAGACGGAACACUCGCGACGCCAGCCGCCCCGUGACCAGACAGAGCAUCGCAAGACCCAUCACCCAGGGCGGUCUGGGUGGAGGAGUGGGUGGAGGCGUGGGCGUGGGCAUGGGUGAGGACGGUCGUCCCAUGACCCAGCAGAGCCUCUACGCCCGACCCCUCACCGCCCAGAGCCAAGCCUACCGCCCGGGGGACCUCGCCUCCCGCCCCGCGACCCGACAAGGCUCGGCUCGACCCACGACCGGCAGCGACAGGUCGUCGUUCAACCGACCCGUGACCGGGCCCGGCACGGCUUCCCGGCUCGCAACGCAGAUGUCCCUUCGACCGACCACCCGACCCGCCACCGGUCUCAGUCUCAGCGCUCAGCUGAACGUGGUCGACCGCCCCAUCACGCAACAGGGCCUGACGGGCCUCCGCACGGCCGGGUCCCGCGGCCCCCAGCGCCAGGUCCAGGACAAGAGCUACUUCGUCGGGCUCCUCCGGACCCGGAUCCAGGAACUCCAGACCGAGAUCGGGAAGAUGAAUCGGGAGAUGGAAUCUCUGAACCAGGAGCAGUCCACCUAUCUCAUCUACGACAAGCGCGUGAAGGAACUCGCCUCUGAGUGGAACGACUUACAAGGCGAGCUAGCAGACUACAAUCUCCUGGUGGACAAGCUCAACACGGACGGCGACAAGGAGGAGAUGGAGGCGGAGAUCCGGGAGCUCAAGGAGAGGAACGAGGAGCAGGCGGCGAAGGUGGAUCAGCUCUUCCUGCAGCGGCAGGAGAAGGAGCGGGCCAUCCAGCAGCUGGAGAACGACAUCGAGCAGGAGAGGCACAUGUCGGACACGAUGAUCGCUGCGCUGCAGCCAGCCAUGAAGGAGAAGUACUCCGAGCUCCAGGGUGCUAACACUCGGCUGCUGGCUCGGUUCGAGGAGCUCCAGCAGCAGAUAGAUGCGCUUGAGACGAGGAAGAAUCAGCUGGGGGUAGAACUCUCCCUUUCACAGGUGAAGCAAGAGGCAGUGGGUCUCUACGCUCAAUUGAGCGAAAUGCAGGAGCAACUCAACAAACUCCAGUCCGAAGAUAGUCAGAGGGGAACUCCGGAGCAAGAACGGGAACGCCUUCUUCUCCAAGUUAAGAACGACAACGUGGAAAUCGCGAGCAUGGAACGACAAGCAGCAGGGCUGGAAGAGGCAAUCAGGAUUCUCAAAGAUGAGCUCCUUCAACUAGAACAGGAAGUGGAAGAGAGCCAGAGCGAACGAAGUCAGAAGUAUCGGGAACUGCGAAGACGGGAAGAGACGAUGGACGAAUUCCUUGACAAUUUCCAAGCGACAAAAGCGAACGAAGAGUCCAGGAUCUCAUCCCUGGAAGAAUCCAUCGUGCAACAGCUCGUCACGACCUCUAGGAAUCUAGCCCACUUCACCCAUCUGCCCAGGUACGAAAACCGAGAAAUCUCUCCUCCAAUCGCGGCGAAGGCCAGUCGUAGCUUCUCCUCCAAUCGCGUGAGGCCCAUGGAACACGCGCUCGUCACGUGCUCGCAGCCUCCACGUGCAGAGAGCGAUACUUGGAGGCCUACCGAUGCCGUUCUUUAUCCUUUUAGCGCGGGCGAUUUCUCGGCGAUGAAGGAGGAUCUGAACUUCAAGGAGGGGGAACUGAAUAAGGCCCGUAAUACGGUGGAGGGCUUGCAAGAGGAGAGGGUAGUCCUUCUCGCAAGUCUCGAAAAGAUCGAAACUCUCGAGGACAAAGUGAGAGAGGAACUGACGAGCCUCAAAGCCAAGCAGAAGCAGAUGGAAGAGGAUCUGGUCACUUUCUCCGACGUCAAUGGCCUCCGAGAAAAGGCUAAAGCAAAGGAAGAGUCGCUUCUGAAGGAACGAGAAAGCCUUCGUCGAGAACACGACGCCAUGAGCAAGACGGCAAACGAACUCCAGGCAUCAGUGAACAAACUCAAGGCCGAGCUGAAGGAAAGCGACGCCUGGACCCAGCUAGAGAACCUGGAGAAGAAGUGGGCCUCGCAGGAGCAGACGAACUUCGCGAUGCGGACCUACAUCUCGAGCAAGAAGGCGGAGGGGGACACGAGCGCGCUCAAGCACGGCGUCUUCAAGAAGAUCGUCGAGUAUAACAAGCUCCUGCAAGAAACCGUCGGCAAGGGGCCCAAGUGAUAUCUGGCAAAGAUUUCUCCGAAUAUAACGU
Messenger RNA from Darwinula stevensoni, 2389 nucleotides. Lineage: Eukaryota; Metazoa; Arthropoda; Ostracoda; Podocopida; Darwinulidae. The record is from the annotation of a GenBank genome assembly.